Molecule: messenger RNA, 4325 nt
Organism: Selaginella moellendorffii
Lineage: Eukaryota; Viridiplantae; Streptophyta; Lycopodiopsida; Selaginellales; Selaginellaceae
Product: homeobox-DDT domain protein RLT2
Exons: 15
Coding region: 1-4203 (1400 amino acids)
Biological process (GO): regulation of transcription by RNA polymerase II
Source: RefSeq, a predicted model, not a curated record
AUGCCAUUUCCACCACCCGAGGUUCAACUUUUGCCACCAGUUCGUCCGCCAAUGAGCGAGAAAGCCAUCGCUGGUACCGAGAGAUUGAUAAUGCUGCACGAGCAGGAGCAAGCCCGUCUCGAGAGGAAACGCAAAGCCGAGGAAGCUCGAAUCGCGAAAGAGCACGAAGCACAGGAUAAGCGGAUGAAAAAGGAAAUGGAGAGGCAGGAGGCAAUGCGGAGAAAGAAAGAGGAUCAAGAGAGGAAAGAGUCGGAGAAAGUUCACAGGGAGAAGCAAAAGGAGCUUGAAAGGCUGGCUCGGGAGAAAGCUCGCGAAGAGGAGCGCCUCCAGAGGCAGCACAAGAAAGAGUAUGAGCGCAUGGAAAAGCUAUUGCAGAAAGAAAACCAGCGAGUUGCAAAGCUUCGUCAAAAGGAAGAGAUGAGACGAGAGAAAGAGGCCACGAAGCUGAGGGCUGCUUACGAGCGAGCCACAGCGAAAAAACUUGCCAAACUUUCAACGGGGCUUAUCGAUGACGAGCAGCUGGAGCUGAUGCAAAUGGGAGCUUUUGUGCAAGGACUUAUCUCCGGCUCUGAAUUUGAUCCAAACAAGAUUGAAUUGCCGAUGUUUCCUCCUGCUUCUGUCCGCAUGAAACCACCUAUUGGAGUUCCUCCCUGGAAUGACUCAAAUCACAACGUUGCUAACCUCUUCAUGGUGUGGAGAAUGCUCACUAACUUCGCAGACGUGAUUGGUCUGUGGCCAUUCACUCUGGAUGAGUUUGUACAGGCGCUACAUGACUAUGAUUCGAGACUCUUGGGAGAAAUACACAUUGCUUUGCUGAAAACUCUGGUGAAAGACGUCAAAGACGCGUCACAGGCAGCUGCGAUUGGAAGUAACCAAGCACUGGCAGUCGCAUCGGGAGGACAUCCGGAACUUGUCGAAGCAGCGUAUGCAUGGGGCUUUGAUAUCCAAGAGUGGGGACAGCACGUAAAUGCUCUAACUUGGCCAGAGAUUUUAAGGCAGUUUGCUCUAGCCUCCGGCUAUGGUCCCAGAUGGAAGAAGAAAAUUACCGAGACAGCUCCUAGCACACCAGUAGCGGAAGGAAAAAAUGCCGAGGACGCAGUUGCCAACUUACGUUCCGGUGCCGCAGCUGCCAAUGCUGUCACUCAAAUGCGAGGAAGAAACUCCAGCCGUGUUCGAAAGCAGCAGCAGCAACAUAAGCCUGUUCUCACUCCAGGCACAGUGAAAUUCGCUGCGUUCCAAGUUCUCUCGGUCGAAGGGAGCAAAGGCCUCACUAUCUUGGAAGUGGUCGACCGUGUCCAGAAAGCUGGCCUACGCGACUUAUCGACGAGUAAGACACCAGAGGCAUCGAUCUCGGCUGUCCUCUCCCGAGACACAAAACUGUUCGAGCGCGUAGCACCCUCCACGUACUGCGUGCGCCCCGUGUUUAGAAAAAGCCCGGAGGAAGCCGAGGCCGUGCUCCAGGCCGCUCGCGAGAAGAUUCGCCAGUGCGAGAGCCGGCUCUCGGACGCCGAGCCGGAGCCUCUCGAGGAGGAUAUCAUCGAAGAGGCCGAGGAAAGGGAGGAAGAGGAAGAGUGUGACGAGCAAGAUAUCGAAGAGACCGAAGAACGAGAAGUUAAAAACGAGACUGCCACCACGACCAUUAGCACGAUCGAAACCACCGUUACCACCACCACCACCAACAAUAGUCCUUCGAGUAGUGGAAAAGUGAUACUGCGGCUCAAAGUUGGGAAGCUAACGCCAAGCUCGGAUGCUCCAGCGGUAGAAAGCGGGCAGAAGGAGGAGUGUGUAAAGGCCGAGCCGGAGCGGCUUCACAGUAGCUUAGAUAUGAAUGUGGAGAGCGUAGAAGGGCUGGCACAGGAAAGCAGCGAUGGCAUGGAGAUAGAUGAGAGUCAGGUUGGUGAAGUUUGGGUGCAAGGACUCAUGGAAGGCGAGUACACGGAUUUGAGCGUCGAGGAGAGGCUGUGUGGAUUGGUUGCUCUCGUGGAUGCUGUCAACCAAGGGAGCACUGUUCGCUCGGCCAUAGAGGAGCGAUACGAGGCUGCGUCGGCUCUCAAGAGACAGCUCUGGGAGGAAGUCCAGAUCGAUAAGCGUCGGCUAAAAGAAGAAUGCAGCAAAGCCGAGGCUGCAAAGGUCGACGAGACGAAUCUGCAACAACAGCAAGUGGAUGAGAAACCACUGCUGCAAGCUCUGGAGAAUGGAUCACAGGAGGCUCAGGAGCAGCAGCUGGAUGGAGAUGAAGAUGGCAGCUCCAAUCCUGCGCAAGCCUUGAGCGAAGAUCCAAACGAGAGGCAGCAAAAGUGUGCUUCGCAGCACUCGGACAGGUCCCGGGCCGAUAUGAAAGCCGAUAUCAGGUUGCGAGCGGAGAAACUCUACGUUAUUCGGUCGCUUCCUCUAGGUUUGGACCGGAGGCACAACCGGUACUGGCAGUUCGUCACUAGUAGUAGCGGACACGACCCUGGGUGUAAAAGGAUCUACUUUGAAUCGCAUGAAGAUGGCCACUGGGAAGUCAUCGACACCGAAGAGGCUUUGAAUGCGCUGAUGAACUCUCUGGACAUAAGAGGCACGAGAGAAGCAAAUCUCUUCGUAGCUCUCAAGGAGCUUGAAGGCUCGCUAAGGCAAGCCAUGAGCAGCUCUAGCACCAAGCAGAACCAAGACCACCACCAAAGUCACCACACCGGAAAUGGAAAUGGAGCUGGAGUUCAAGCUGGAGCUGCGAGUGGAAAUGGAAAUGGAAACGACUCUUGCGAGGGGAGUCCAUCUUCCAGCGCCGUGGUUGGAAAUGGCGGCAAAGACUCGACGAGCUCCGACGCUCGGGUAGGAUCGCUUAAAGUCGAGCUCGGAAGAUCAGCGUCGGAGAACUCCGGUGCCAUGGAACGAUACAAAGACAUGGAAAGGUGGCUGUGGAGGCACUGCAGCGUCAAGGCGCUGCAAAGAGGUGGCGAGAAGCGACGAGAGAGCGAGAGCGAUGGGAUGAUCGCCGAGUGUGAGUCGUGCCAUGACUUGCGCUGGGCCGUCGACAAGCACUGCCCGUUUUGCCACUCCACCGGCGAGGAAGAUGUCUGGAGUGAUUUCUCGCAGCACGUCCGCGACUGCGAGCAAAAGAUGAUCAGCAGGGAUCCCGCCUGGAGAAUCCAAGGUGGUGUUCUUCCUCCGCGAAUACAGUUGCUCAAGAAACUGCUGUUUCUAGUCGAGAUUUGUAUUCCUUGCGAGGCACUUAAGCCUGCAUGGUCGACAAAUUCUUACAGAAAGGCGUGGUGUCAAAGGCUCAAGGUUGCUUCUUCGGCAGGAGAAAUUCUCCAGGCAUUCAUGGAUCUGGAGGGAGCAAUCGACGAGGACUGGAUCUCUUCCUCGUACGAGUCGAUCGAGCAAGUUGGCAGACUCAUCGGCAUUCAGAGAAAAAAUCCCCCCUGGAUCCCGCAGACCUCCGCUGCUGUUGCUCUUCGACUGAUGGUCUUUGACUCUUCGAUCGCCUACACCGAAGAACAAAAGCAGCAGCUCAUGGACAGGCAACGAAGAGUUCCAAUGAGAAGAUCGAAAGGAGAGGCCCGCGAAGUUUUAUACGAGGCUGGUAGUGCUAGGCCGGCAGAAGGAGAGGAAGACAAAGAGACCAAGGAGGCAGAGUUUAAUUCUCAAGAGGAGGAGCUACCACCACAGUUUUACGAGAGGAGUGGUGGUGACUUUGGAGCUCAUCCAUCUUGGAGCGCUCGGCAAGAGAGCGCCGCCGUUCUACUGGAAGAGGAAGAAGAAGAUGAUGAAGACGAAGAUAAGAGGCUGGCAAUGAAAGCUAGUGGCGAGAGUGACGAUAGCUCGCAGAUGAACUGGGAAGGCCAGGAUUCUUUCGAGGAGCUCGAGCAGCCAGGCCAUGGAAGCCUCCAUCAUCUGGAAGAGCUGGAGAUGGAGGAGGAAGAGGAUGGAUUGAUGUUGGAAGAGGAGGAGGAGCUGAGUGACGAGGAAGAGGAGAGCGAGGAGGAAGAGUUCCAGCAGCAAGCGUCGAGCAGUGAUACGGACGAAGAGCAAAACAAGCACGACAACUUGGUGGUGGCCAAGAACUUGAUCAACAUCAAUGCGAGCUUGGAAGAAAGCGGUGAUGAUCUUCAUACUGCUGCUGCUGCUAGCAAGAUCAAUGGCGGUUCCAGCGAGAGAGUUGUAAACUGCGGCUUGACAAGCGAGUUAGAGUUUGAGCGGGGGACGUAUGAGGAGUGAGUGGAAGUUUUACUUUCUCCCAUACAGCGAAGGUGUCUCUCUUCUCGUCGUACAGUUUGAUUUGUGAAUUCAACCCUGACUUUUGUAUGUAAUUUCUUCUAGGAAAAAAGGUUUCUUUAUUC